AUGAAGACCGAGGCGGCGUUGUUGAGAAGAGUCGCCGAGCUGGAACAGAUUGUUCAGGCGAACGGAGACACCGUGAAAGAGAAGGAGAAGGAGAAGGGAGAGAUAAUCGAGGAGGAGAAUCGGAGCAUUUCUGAGAUCUGGUCGUCGCCGGACAUCAUCGUUGUCGUCAUCGCCUUGGCCGCGCGGAUGCUGCUGACAUCGGUCAUAUUCAACAACGCUGCAACAUUUCCAGGCGACCUGAUGGGACGAGUAACACAAAAUCCGUCCGACGAGCUGGUCUUGCUGAUUCGGUCACGAACCCGAGACGUCCACCUACUGCAGCUUUCGACGUCCUUCACCAAGACUCUGAUCGGCGUUCGCUUUCCACGAGAUACCGUCGUUCAGAAUGAGCCCGUCGAGUCGGCCGUCAAACUGCAUGUCUCGCAGCAUCCCUUGGACGAAUUCAAGGUCAGCCAUGUCUCCCGCCCUCGUUAUGACUCGAUCUGGGUUAUCGGACUGGAACUUGCUGAGCACAUCAGCCUUGCGCCCAGACAGGAUGAGGAGGUGCUGAUCGCGGGAGGACAGGAGUCUUUGGCGAUGGCUAAUCAAAGCUCCAUCUCUUACAAUUUCUCUGCGCUGUAG
This is a messenger RNA of Fonsecaea pedrosoi CBS 271.37, 621 nucleotides long. RefSeq lists its product as uncharacterized. The record is from RefSeq and is a predicted model, not a curated record. Bases 1 to 621 code for a protein of 206 amino acids. NCBI's taxonomy places the organism in Eukaryota, Fungi, Ascomycota, Eurotiomycetes, Chaetothyriales, Herpotrichiellaceae. The transcript is spliced from 3 exons.